Molecule: messenger RNA, 492 nt
Organism: Chenopodium quinoa (quinoa)
Lineage: Eukaryota; Viridiplantae; Streptophyta; Magnoliopsida; Caryophyllales; Amaranthaceae
Exons: 2
Coding region: 1-492 (163 amino acids)
Source: RefSeq, a predicted model, not a curated record
AUGAACAAGAUGCCACCCAAGUUGAAAGAUCCUGGAAACUUCUCUAUCCCUUGUGCCAUUAACAAGAUGCAAAUUGAUAACGCCGUAUGUAACUUAGGAGCUAGUGUUAGCUUAAUACCAUAUUCUGUUUAUCAAAAACUUGAGUUAGGAGAACUUAUGCCUUCUAAGAUUACCUUGCAAUUGGCCGAUGAGUCAAUUAAGAUUCCCAAAUGGAAGGUUGGGGAUGUUCCUUUGAUAGUAGGGAAGUUUUUAAUUCCGAGUGCAAAGAUUUCACUCAAGGUCGGAGAAGAGGUUAUUGAAUUUGACUUGAAUGAAAGCAUGAAAUAUCCAUGUUCAUCUUUAGAAAAUUGCAUGUUGAUCGAUUCUCUUUAUCUUGUUGUAUCAUCCAUGCAUGAGCACUUGCUCACUUCUAACGAUCCUCUUGAGAAUGUCCUGUUGAAUAAGGAUAAGAUAGGUGCUCCUAUCAAGGAAGUGACAAUGUAUGAAGAUUAG